Molecule: messenger RNA, 2277 nt
Organism: Penicillium maclennaniae
Lineage: Eukaryota; Fungi; Ascomycota; Eurotiomycetes; Eurotiales; Aspergillaceae
Gene: erb1
Product: ribosome biogenesis protein ERB1
Exons: 2
Coding region: 1-2277 (758 amino acids)
Biological process (GO): maturation of LSU-rRNA from tricistronic rRNA transcript (SSU-rRNA, 5.8S rRNA, LSU-rRNA); ribosome biogenesis
Cellular component (GO): PeBoW complex; preribosome, large subunit precursor
Molecular function (GO): protein binding; ribonucleoprotein complex binding
Source: RefSeq, a predicted model, not a curated record
AUGGCGAAAUUGGACACCAAGGCCUCGAAAAAGCGCAAGGCUGUCACCCGAGAUGUGGAGGAGGAAGCAGGUGUCUUCUCUGGCGAUGAACUUAGCGCAGAAAAUCUCGAUGGAGCUCUCUCCGACUCCGCCAACGACCUGUCGGAGAGCGAAGACGACGACAGCGAGUCGGAAAUUGAGUUGAUCGACGACUACAGCUCCGAAGAAGAGGAAGAUGAAGAGCCCGAGCUCGACAGUGAUGAGAUUCCCUCUGAUACUGAGACCAUGUCCACCAAGGCCACCAGUGUCGACCACGAUUCCAAUGUUCGAGUUGUCAAGGACGCCAAUGGAAAUGAACGGUACCUUUACGAUGAAAUUAACCCGGAUGACAACUCAGACUACUCGGAUUACCCUCACAUCGGAUACGACAUCAAUGGCAAGAAGAUUAUGCGCCCUGCCAGAGGCGAGGCUCUGGACGCAUUGCUUGACAGCAUCGAGAUUCCCAAGGGCUGGACUGGUCUUACGGAUCCUUCCACUGGAAAGCCUCUGGAACUUAGUCAAGAAGAGUUGGAGCUGCUGAAGAAGGUGCAGAUGAACGAGACCCCUGUUGAUGGGUACGAUCCUUAUGAGCCCACCAUCGAAUGGUUCUCCAGCCAGAAGGAAAUCAUGCCCCUCAGCGCCCGUCCUGAGCCCAAGCGACGCUUCGUGCCGUCCAAGCAUGAGCAGAAGCGUGUGAUGAAGCUCGUCAAGGCCAUUCGCGACGGCCGUAUCCAGCCUUACCGGCCUCCGGAGGAGCGCGAGGAGAAGGAAGACGAUCUUGUCAACUACGACCUGUGGGCGGACGAGGUUGCGCGCCCUGAUCACAUCAUGCACAUUCCCGCACCUAAGCUUCCGCCUCCUGGUUACGAGGAGAGUUACCACCCUCCUCCGGAAUAUCUCCCCGACCACAAGGAGCGCAAGGAGUGGGAGGCUAUGGACCCCGAGGACCGCGAGCAGGACUUCUUGCCCAACGACUUCGGCUCCCUCCGCCGGGUUCCCGGAUACGAGAACUUUGUCCAGGAGAAGUUCGAGCGUUGUCUGGAUCUGUACCUUGCUCCCCGUGUCCGGAGAAGCAAGCUCAACAUCGAUCCCGAGAGCCUUUUGCCCAAGCUGCCCAGCCCAGAGGAGCUUAAGCCUUUCCCUUCUGCCUGUGCAACCGUGUUCCGCGGACACAAGGGCCGUGUUCGUUCGCUCAAUGUGGACCCUACUGGUAUUUGGCUUGCCACAGGUGGUGACGAUGGUACUAUUCGGGUCUGGGAACUUCUCACCGGCCGUCAAUUGUGGAGUGCCAAACUUAGCGACGAGGACGCCGUCAACGUUGUCCGCUGGCGACCGGGCAAGGACUCCGUUAUUCUUGCUGCCGCCGCGGGUGACGACAUCUUCCUUUGCGUGCCCCCGAUUGCCGAUCCCGAAAUUGAGAAGACGAGUCUGGACAUCAUCGACGCGGGCUGGGGUUACGCCGCAUCGCAGCCCCCUCCCAGUGCCGCCGAGGCCAACAAGAAGAGCACACCUCCUUCUUGGACCCGUCCAUCAUCCGAGCUGGCCGACGCUGGCGUGUGCGCACUCAUCCCUCUUCGGUAUAUCGCCAAAUCGAUCUCCUGGCACCGCCGUGGUGACUACUUCGUCACCGUCUGCUCAGGUGCCUCCACACCUGCCUCCGUUGCGAUUGCCAUCCACACCGUCUCCAAGCACCUCACGCAAUUCCCCUUCCGACGCCGUCUCAAGGGUGGUGGCCCUCCUCAGACAGCCCACUUCCACCCCUCGAAACCGAUCCUUUUUGUCGCCAACCAGCGCUCCAUCCGUGGAUACGAUCUCUCCCGCCAGCUUUUGGUCAAGAUCCUGCAACCUGGUGCCCGCUGGAUCUCCUCUUUCGAUAUUCACCCCACCUCGUCCAGUGCAUCCGGUGGUGACAACAUCAUCGUGGGAUCUUACGAUCGUCGCCUUCUCUGGCACGAUCUCGACCUGUCAGCUCGCCCUUACAAGACCCUCCGCUACCACCGCAAGGCUAUUCGUGCCGUCAAAUUCCACCCCGGUGGUCGGUACCCGCUGUUCGCGGACGCUAGUGACGAUGGAUCCCUGCAGAUCUUCCACGGCAGUGUUACAGGCGACAUGCUCAGCAAUGCUAGCAUUGUUCCUCUUAAGGUUCUCAAGGGCCACAAGGUCACAGCCGAGCUCGGAGUGCUGGAUAUCGACUGGCAUCCUCGUGAAGCGUGGUGUGUCAGUGCUGGCGCGGACGGAACUUGUCGCUUGUGGAUGUAA